CAUUUCUGGUCCAACAAGAUGAAAGAAGCUAUCAUGAACCAAGAGAAACUCGCCAAACUGCAGGCACAAGUGCGCAUUGGUGGGAAAGGAACUGCUCGCAGAAAGAAGAAGGUGGUUCAUAGAACAGCCACAGAAGAUGACAGAAAACGUCAGUUCUCUUUAAAGAAGUUAGGGGUGAACAAUAUCUCUGGUAUUGAAGAGGUGAAUAUGUUCACAAACCAAGGAACAGGGAUUCACUUUAACAACACUAAAGUUCAGGCAUCUCUGGCAGCAAACACUUGCACCAUUACAGGCCAUGCUGAGACAAAGCAGCUGACAGAAAUACUACCCAGCAUCUUAAUCCAGCUUGGCACAGACAGUCUGACCAGUUUAAGGAGACUGGCUGAAGCUCUGCCCAAACAAUCUGUGGAUGGAAAAGCACCACUUGCUACUGGAGAGGAUGAUAAUGAUGAAGUUCCAGAUCUUGUGGAGAAUUUUGAUGAGGCUUCCAAGAAUGAAGGAAACUGAAUUGAGUCAACUUCUGAAGAAGAUAAAUCUUGAAGAAGUUACUGGGAGCUGCUAUUUUAUAUUAUGACUGCUUUUUAAAAUUUUGUUUAUGGAUCUGAUAAAAUCUAGAUCUCUAAUAUUUUUAAGCCCAAGCCCCUGGACACUGCAGCUCUUUUCAGUUUU
Physeter macrocephalus (sperm whale) is the source of this 669-nucleotide messenger RNA. RefSeq names its product transcription factor BTF3-like. Gene Ontology annotation, cellular component: nascent polypeptide-associated complex; cytosol. The transcript has a single exon. The record is from RefSeq and is a predicted model, not a curated record. The coding region runs from base 19 to 507 and encodes 162 amino acids. Lineage: Eukaryota; Metazoa; Chordata; Mammalia; Artiodactyla; Physeteridae.